AUGUCACCUUGUGCCGUGAAAGAUUCUCAGGAUCGAUAUGACGAGCUGCAAUGCUACCUAUACUCGGAAACUGAGCCUAUGAACGAGCUUCUGAAAUGCUGCUAUGACCCUUCUCAUCUUUUAAACCAGGAAAACUGUCAUGAUGAUGAAGAUGAUGACCAGUCGGACUGCUGCUUUGACUAUUGCUGCUUUGAUAAUUGUGUUGAUGUUCCCGAUCACGAAAAGUCGAUUCAGGAGACAUUGUCUGAUGCUACGUCACCGGACAGACAGAUCAAGCUCGAAACCUCUAACUCCUAUUCUGCGUAUUUGAAUCGGGAUGGGCGAUCUAAUCUUUCGUACAAUCAACUGCCUGGCAAUAAUGAAGAUAAGCUCGGGACAAUGGAUUUGCUCGCCAGUAUGCUCCCCUGUGCUGCUAGUCCAUCCAAAGCUUUCCCACAAGCUAAAGUGAAUGACCUGAGACAAGAAGACAAGAACUUGUCACAGUCACAUCAUCAUCACAUGCAUUUUGAGGACCAAUACAAUGGGAAUGUUGUGCGACAUGAUAUUAUCAUUCCUUCGAACAUUCAUACUCAUUUGCAUAGCCACAGCAACCGUCAUUACGUUGACCACGAACAGGUGCAGCCUGCUGCUCUGAAUCACCAUCACCAUCACCAUCAUCACCAGCAUCACCAGCUAAAUCCAACACAUGCUGCUAUCAAGGAAGAGGAGAAUCACAAGCACAAAAGAGUGAAACUGGCCCAUGGAGAGCCUUCAAAUUUCAUAUCAUGCAAAUGGAAUGGCUGCAACGAUGAACUAGACAGCUCCUCUUUUAACCAGCAUAUACUCGACUCUCAUAUCAAAGCCAAGUCAGAUACGUUCGACUGUGAAUGGAAAGAGUGUUUUUUUUCAGCAGAUAACCUUGACGAUCUUCUGCUGCAUGCCGGAUUACAUUUGGGCGAAUCCCCAGUGCCGAUUGAGACUUUGACAGAUAUCUCGGCUAAUGAGAAACCUGCAUCUAACCAUCCCGCUUCACAUGCGGAGCAUACAUGCCUCUGGGUUUUGGAUGAUGGCUCGACCUGCAAUGAACAGUUCAUGACCACAACAGAUCUAACGAAUCAUGUUAUAGAUGUUCACGUUCAAUCCAAGAAGUCUGAAUACACAUGUCGCUGGAAAGACUGCACUAGAGAAUUAAAGCCUUUCAUGCAACGUCAGAAAAUCAUCAGGCACUUGAAUACCCAUACCAAACACAAACCAUUUGUGUGUCAUUACUGUAUGAAAAGCUUUUCUUUGGAAUUGAUGCUUGAGCAGCAUUUAAGGACCCAUACUGGAGAAACCCCGUUCAAAUGUAAUGUUUGUGGUAAAGAGUUCAAAACCUCGUCAUCUUUCACAAUACAUCAAAGAAUACAUACGGGUGAAAAGCCCUUAAAGUGUCAGAUAUGCGGUAAAAAGUUUAGGGAGUCAUCGAAUCUCAACAAACACAUGAAGACUCAUACGAGAAAAUUCAAGUGCGAAUGCUGUAUGAAAAGUUUUGAUGACGAAGCAAAGUUUAAGAAGCACCAGGCAUUAUGUCAAGAAAUCGGGCGUCCAAUUCUAAAUUGCAGUUGCCUUGUGGACCAAGAGAUCGGUAUAAAAGUAGGACAAUGA
This is a messenger RNA of Ogataea haglerorum, 1623 nucleotides long. RefSeq lists its product as uncharacterized. The record is from RefSeq and is a predicted model, not a curated record. Lineage: Eukaryota; Fungi; Ascomycota; Pichiomycetes; Pichiales; Pichiaceae. Gene Ontology annotation, biological process: regulation of transcription by RNA polymerase II. Gene Ontology annotation, molecular function: DNA-binding transcription factor activity, RNA polymerase II-specific; RNA polymerase II cis-regulatory region sequence-specific DNA binding. Gene Ontology annotation, cellular component: nucleus. The transcript has a single exon. The coding region runs from base 1 to 1623 and encodes 540 amino acids.